Closterium sp. NIES-65 is the source of this 897-nucleotide messenger RNA. The record is from the annotation of a GenBank genome assembly. Lineage: Eukaryota; Viridiplantae; Streptophyta; Zygnematophyceae; Desmidiales; Closteriaceae.
AUGAGCGGGGCGUGUGCAGCGUAUGAUCGGGGCGGUGCAGCGUAUGAGCGGGCGGUGCAGCGUAUGAGCGGCGGUGCAUCGUAUGAGCGGGCGGUGCAGCCGUACGAGCGGGCGGUGCAGCGUAUGAGCGGGCGUGCAGCGCACGAGCGGGCGGUGCAGCGUACGAGCGGGCGGUGCAGCGUACGAGCGGGCGGUGCAGCGUACGAGCGUGCGGUGCAGCGUAUGAGCGGGCGGUGCAGCGUCAUGAGCGGGCGGUGCAGCGUACGAGCGGGCGGUGCAGCGUUACGAGCGGGCGGUGCAGCGUAUGAGCGGGCGGUGCAGCGUAUGAGCGGGCGGGCCUUCGAGCAACAGCCCACGAGUACAUGGCGCUCUUCUUCCUGCAAAUCCCUCAGAACGAGCUUCCAUCUCUCCUCCAACCCUCGCACCUCCACUCCCCCCUCCUGCCACAACCACGGCUUCCCCACCCUCCCUUCCUCCUCUCAUCAACUCCCCAUAACCGCCCCCCCACACCCUCCCAUCCCCCCUUCCUCCCUCCUCCAUCCCUCUCUCCAACCGUCACUCCCCCAUCCCUCCUCACUCCACCUCCCCUUUCUCCAACCAGUCACGUUCUUACCCUCCCAUCUGCCACCGUCCAAUCUUUUACCCUUCUCCACCCCUUCCUCCGUAUCUCCUUCUGCUCUCACCCCAUCCUCUUGCCUCGCUAUCACUUAUCCCAAAGAUGCUGCUGCUGCUGAUCCUGCUACUCCUGCUGCUGCUGCUGAUCCUGCUACUCCUGCUGCUGCUGCUGAUCCUGCUACUCCUGCUGCUGCCGAUCCUGCUAGUGCUGAUGCUGCAGCUGCUCCUGCAGCUGUGGGCUCUCAACGUUUGGCCAUCGUCCCCACAACAACGCACACUUAG